GUAUAAUAAUUUUAAUUAAAAAAUAAUGAGUUAAGAGACAUUGAAUGGAAUAAAUGGAAUUCUUACAGAUGUUUAAAGUUUUGGAUAAGAAAGUUAUAGAUUUAUUAGAAAAUGCACUAAACCAGAUAAAAGAGGUAAGUUAUUGAUAUAAAAUAAUAGAAUACAUAAAAAUUGCAACAUCAUGUGCAAUUGGAUUUGUAGUUAUGGGAGCAGUGGGUUAUUUCAUAAAAUUAGUAUUCAUUCCUAUUAAUAAUAUCAUCCUAAGUGCAAAUUGAUUUAUUUUGUUUAUUUAACAUAAUAAUAUAGAAAUUAU
Messenger RNA from Paramecium primaurelia, 313 nucleotides. Lineage: Eukaryota; Ciliophora; Oligohymenophorea; Peniculida; Parameciidae. The record is from the annotation of a GenBank genome assembly.